UACAUAUAGGAGAGAUGAAGGCAUUAGAAAUCAGAUUCACUUUCUACACAGAGACCUCUACAGCACAGAGAUCCAGCCAUGGCACCUACAAUCACUUCAGCAAUGAUCUACUCCAAGGAGCACCUGACUCUGACCAACAAGAUUAGAAAGCCAGUCGUGGAGAAGUUACGCAGAGACCGUAUCAACAGCAGCAUUGAGCAGCUCAAGUCUCUCCUGGGUCCAGAGAUCCUCAACAAGCAGUCUGACUCCAAGCUGGAGAAAGCAGACAUCCUGGAGAUGACAGUUUGCUUCCUGAGACGACAGCAACAGUACCAGCGAGUGAGCUCUUCCUCCUGCUCAGCACCUGUCAAUCAGGGUUACUCCAGGUGUGUCCAAGAGAUUGUACUCUUCCUGUCCACGGAUGAGGUGAAGACACAGACUCAGAGAAAACUGCUGAGCCACUUACUGCUGGACUUUCAGAGCCUGCAACCAUCCUCUGAUAAGAACAGAAGGGAGAGUGACCUGCCUCAGCUGAGCUCCCCAGUCCAGCACAGCAUCAGCAAAGAGAAGAGUCCAGUCAACAGCGCCCUCUGGAGGCCCUGGUAGAGUCCUACAGACUGGAACUCCACUCUCAAACAAGCACAAUGGACCAUGUUGGUCUAAGAAUAAUGUUAUGGAUGUUAGACAGUAAUGAGAAUAGGAAGAGAUCUUCUUCCUCGUCUGCUCAAGCAGGACAUUUCCAACUCCACAUUACUGACGAUUUCAUCCUCAUUUUCUGCAUUUGCAGGAGUUUAUACUAUAAGUUUUAGUUUUAAUGAAAAGGGCAUUUAACAAUGUCAGUAUUUUAAUUAUCCUCUCUUGAUUACAAGAGCAUCAAUUGAAUCUUCUGGUUUUAUUUUCGUUUCACGAAUAAGAUUCUGUUUCAUUUUUAUAAAGUGAAUAUAUUUUGUAUUUUUCCCUGUGGGGAAGUUUAAAAAAAUAAUAAUUUAUGAAAUGGUGUUCACUGUCUUCCUAGUGGAAAGACUAGUGAGCAAAUGUAAUUCUUAUUUGUCCUGUUUUGAUAUUGAUAUUAAAACAUGCAAACAGUAUCAUAUGUCAUAAUUAUAAAAAUGAUAUUUGCAUUUAAGCCAGAAUAAGUUACUUCCUCUCGAUUACGAGAAGAGUUAAAACAUGUGUAAUGGUUUGUGUCACUAUGUGAGUUUAUAAGUAUCACUCGCCUUCCGAGAAGUUAUUGUCAAGCUUGAAAACAUGUUUUCAAAAUGAAUGUAAAUCUUCAAAUCAAGUCGAUGCGAAUAAAAACAAUCAUCGAAAACAA
Molecule: messenger RNA, 1294 nt
Organism: Salmo salar (Atlantic salmon)
Lineage: Eukaryota; Metazoa; Chordata; Actinopteri; Salmoniformes; Salmonidae
Product: transcription factor HES-5
Biological process (GO): regulation of DNA-templated transcription
Molecular function (GO): protein dimerization activity; DNA binding
Source: RefSeq, a predicted model, not a curated record